This is a messenger RNA of Bactrocera dorsalis (oriental fruit fly), 6771 nucleotides long. Its product is annotated as frequenin-1. Bases 915 to 1478 code for a protein of 187 amino acids. Lineage: Eukaryota; Metazoa; Arthropoda; Insecta; Diptera; Tephritidae. The transcript is spliced from 9 exons. The record is from RefSeq and is a predicted model, not a curated record. Gene Ontology annotation, molecular function: calcium ion binding; calcium sensitive guanylate cyclase activator activity.
CACAUCUUUCAGUCGUAUUUUCAAACGCCAAACAUACGCAACGUAGCGCGGUUGAUUCGGUGCCGUUAAAACGAUUCACUUUGUUACAUUUUGCAGCGAGCAAGCAAAGGACAUAAGGACAGUUACACUGGCAGCGCAUUGGUGAAGCAAAAAAAUAUAUCAUUUUAUGAAGUGAGAUAACAGUGUUUGUGUGUAGUCGGCCUGCAGCUGUGUCUGAUGUCUACUGGCAGCUCAAAACUUUUGUGCUUUGUUUAAAAUAAAAAAAGCAAAAAACAAAAAUAAAAAAGUAAAAAAAAGAAAUAAUAAACAAGAAAAGAAAAACGCAUAAUCCGCUUUCAUGCAAAUCGAAUAAAAGUUACCAGCUUAAAGGCUUAUGAGCCGCCUGUGACAAAAUCUGUGAAAAACAAAUUGUUGUUAUUAUUGUUGCUAGCAUUUUGUGGAUGUUAGUAUAAAAUAAAUUUCAUAAAAAAAGUGCACAAAUAACGCCAUAAACUCCACGUGGAAUUAAACUGAACAACAUGUCGACAUGAUCUUCAGUAAACGCAACAGUUAAAAUGUCAAAACAAUUAUGACAAACGCUACAUAAAAACUAUACAACCUACAACUUCCCCUAGUCUAUAUACUCCCUAAUUGAAUAUUUCACAACAAAAUACUCAAUCCCAAAAAACAUCGAAAAUUUGUAAAAAAGAAUAACACCAAAUAAUAUAUAAAAUAUAAAACAAAUUGAGGUUAGAAAAAGAAAAAUUAUUUGAAGAAUAAAAUAAUUUUGGAAAAAAGUAAAAAAUAUAUAUAACCGUUAUCUACACAUACUAGUUUAUAAAAAUUCUAGUCUAAAUUAAAGCUAAACACGCACACUUCAAGAAGUAGAGAGAUUUGUGUUGUGAAUUCAAAGCGUUAACUGCAGCGUCGUCGCCAUGGGUAAAAAGAGUUCCAAAUUGAAGCAAGACACCAUCGAUCGUCUGACGACUGAUACAUAUUUUACAGAAAAAGAAAUUCGACAAUGGCACAAAGGAUUCCUGAAAGACUGUCCCAAUGGUUUACUCACAGAGCAAGGUUUUAUAAAAAUCUACAAACAAUUCUUUCCGCAAGGCGAUCCCAGUAAAUUUGCCUCGCUGGUGUUUCGAGUGUUCGACGAAAAUAAUGAUGGCUCAAUAGAAUUUGAGGAGUUCAUACGCGCCCUCUCCGUGACAUCGAAGGGAAACUUGGAUGAAAAAUUACAAUGGGCUUUCCGGUUGUAUGAUGUUGACAAUGACGGUUACAUAACGCGCGAGGAAAUGUACAAUAUUGUGGAUGCCAUAUAUCAGAUGGUGGGUCAACAGCCGCAAUCGGAGGAUGAGAAUACGCCGCAGAAACGUGUCGAUAAAAUAUUCGAUCAAAUGGAUAAGAAUCAUGAUGGUAAAUUAACAUUAGAAGAAUUUCGUGAGGGUAGUAAAGCUGAUCCACGUAUAGUUCAGGCGUUAAGUUUAGGUGGUGGUUAAGACACGAAUGCCAACGAACGACAACACACUACGUAAACAAACGAACAGUAAAUUUAACAAAUAAUAAUUAUGAGAAACGAGAAAAGGGAAGUGUGGGCCAGCGCCAGCGCUGAAGAAAAUUUGGAUAACUAACAAUAAAAAUUAAAUAAAAUGAAGAAAAGAUAAUAAUUUCAUAAAUGGCACGCUGCAAUAGUUUUCGCUGAACUUUGAGCAAUCAGUUUUUUACAAGAAACUAGUAAAUUUUGGAAACCGAACUUUCAGUGUUAGAGAUUACUUACUUUUCGCGUAAAUAAAAAUGCAUUUUUUCCGAUACAAAAUACUUAAACAAUUAUUUUCACGCAACUUUUGCUAAAAAAAAAUUUGCAAAAAGAAAAAAAGAAACACUUUCUUUAAAAUAAAAAAAAAUAAUUAAUUAAAGUAAUAUUAUAAUAAACUUACAUAAUGAGCAAUUUAGUAAUUUUUAUUGACAACAUACAUAUAUGAGAUAAUAAUUUUUUGCAAAAAAUUUUAAUACUAGCAAAUAGUUCAAAAAACAUUUAAAAACAAGUAAUACAUAUAAACUUAUUGUGAAAAAAUGCGUUCAUUAGUAUGUAUAACUUACUAUAUACACAACAAUUGGACAGCGAAUAAAAAUUUGAAAUCAAUUAGCAAUACAAAGCGAAUACACCAAUUAUUAAGUAAUUAGCAACAAAAUAACAAAAAAAAUAUAUAUUUAAAAUUAAACUAACAACAAAAAAUUGUUUUCAUGCAAACGAAAGUGUCUAGUGAGAAUGUCAUAAAACAAGCCUUCAUUAUAUUUAUAAAUAAAUAUAAAUAUUUAUAAUUAAAUAUAAAUAUAAAAUUACAAAAUAAAUUUAAUAAUUAUUAACCAAUCAUGCAAUUGAUUAAACGUUUUAAAAAGUUAGCAAUUAGCCUUAUUGCAUAUUAGCAUGGCCUUAUGGCUUUGGCGCUGCGGAAGAUGAGCACGAUGACGAAAACAGUAGCAUACAUAUAGGCGUUAGGACAAUUAGUAGCAAAUAAUAUUUAAGUCAUAGAUAUAUAUAUAUAUAUUUAAGUAGUUGUGCAAUGAAGUUUUCGAAAUAAAGUGCGAUAUUAUAUUAUGUCGUUGCAUUACUUUUGGUAUAGGGGGAUUAGAGCAGUGUCUAAGGUUGCUCAACGCAAAGUGUAGCAUAGCUUACGCAGCCAAAAGAAUGUACAGUGGAAAAGUUCAAGGCUAUAGCAUACAUUUAGGCGAAGUUAGUUGCGGGAAAAGCGCUUGAGUGUUAGCUUUAGUGCGACAACGUGACGACCUUAGUUGAACUUUAAUGUCUCUGAUGAACUUCGCUUCUCAUCUUCGGGCUUUCACAGACAUACGCACCGACAGCACUGUGUCGUAUGCCAUCAUACUAAGAUAAUUUCUAUUCUAUGUGCGGUUCAGCUUUAUUAUUAUUUCACUAAAUUAUCAAAUAAAAUGUAUAGCAAGACAAACUACAAAUAUUUGCAAUAUUUAUUACUAACAAAAAAUACCCAUGUAUAUGAAUCAUCAUGUUCUACAAAAAUAAAUGCUUAAUACACAAAAAAAUGCUAAAAAUAAAAACCUACAACAAAUUAAAAGUAAAUUUAUAACUAACAAAAACCUCACCGAAAUUCUUCAAAAAUACAACAAAUACAGUCUGUAAAAAAUAUGUUUAACCACUAUACGAGUAUGAGCAAAUAAAUAAGUUAAAAGUAUUUUAGUAAAUUUAUAAUACAAUUAGUGCUGUUGCAAACAAUACAGUGAAAUAUACUUAUACAUAAUUGUAUAGAAAGGUAUGUAAGAAUCUCAAUUAACGCAAAAAUCUCAAUGCGCAGACAAGCUAUGGCAUGUAUGUCGACCUAAAAUUUCUUUAUAAGUAUGCACAAAAAGUAUAUUAUUCAGUUUAAACUUAUGUAAAUACUAUACGCAAUUUAAGUAAUACAAAAAUACCACCAUUGUGCUUCAGGCACAUGAAAAAUAGCAAAAUUCGUAAAAACUGUAAUUUAAAAGAAUAAAUAUUUCGCACUUAAGUGUAGUUGCGAUCGGCAUACAUACGCUAAAUAAUCAGGCAACAUUUGAACGUUAAUUUUUCCUGAUGUAAAAUUAUUGCAUAUAAAUAUUUUCUUAUUGUGUGGCACAUGCAAGAUUUUUCUUGGAACUAAAAAUAUCAAAUACCCGAAAUUUGAAAUAUUUUCAAAACUUAGAACCAGCAAUGCGUUUCUCAAAAAAAGACCUGAAAUAGUAAAGCAGUAAUGAAAAUCAGUCGCCGUAGACGUUGCUUUACCCUUUUACCCGAAAUUUUCAUGGAUGCUAAGUAAGAAAGCUUGCCACACAGAGUUCUUCAUUCAUACUAAAUAAAGAGAGUUCCCACCCCGAGUUCUUCACUCAUACUAAUUAAAAAGGGUUGCUGCAUUGAAAAUAAUUAAAUUUAUUACAGCGAACUAAUGCUUUUAAGCUUCUCAAGUCGAAAGUCGAAACUCAAAAUUACCUUUAAAAAAUUUAUUUUUAAAUUAAAAGGCUAAAACCACUUGCGAAUUCCCCAAAGUCAAUAUUUUUAGCUUAUAUGCAGCAUAUCGUGUACACAAAUAGUUGACAAUAUUCUCUAAACAUUUGAAGUAAAAUGUUUCGGAGAUAUGAUCUUAAACCUCGAAAGUCGAAACCCAAAAUGAAGUUUCAAGAAAAUGUUCCUUGAUUAAGGGUUUAUGUAUGUACACUUGUGGAUAUCCACUUCGAUUGAUAUUUUUGCUUUUGUAUCGAAUAUUUGACAAUAUUAUCCGUAAAUGUUGAAGUUGAUUCCGCUAAAAGUUUCGGAAAUACGAUCGUAUUUAAAAAAACUAAAUUUAUUAUAAACGGCUCCCAAAGCUUUAAAAGCUUCUAUCAUAAAACAGUCUUUUCAGAAGGAAAAUCUUCCGAAACACUCGAACGGAUCGAUUUAAAAUUUUCAAAUGAUCGAAAGAAUGUAGUUUUUGAUAACAAUUUGAUUGCUUAAGUCAAUCUAUGUGUAAAUAUCAUCACAAAAAUCUAAUUUUUUUAGGAAAUCGCAUAUUUUGUUAAAAAUCAAACUUUGACAAGUCCUUUGAUCAUUUUUUGUAAUUAUAAAAUUGGGUUGUAAGUUUGAAAAAAAUUUAGGCGGAAAAAUUGUUUUCACCGUUCUCACGUUUCUGUAGAGGUCCUCCUAAAGAUCGACUACGAUAUCAAGGGAAUCCAAAGCUUUAAGAGUUUCUCCCAAAGCUUAAAAAUAUUCUCCAUAAACUUUAAAAGCUUCUCCUUAAGCUCUAAAAUCUUCUUCCAAAGCUUUAAAAGCUUUUUUCACAAAACAUUCUUUUCAGAAGAAAACUUCUACAAAACGCCCGGAUCGAUUGAAUUAAAUUUUCAAAGGAAAAAUUCAGUUUUUGAUAAUAAGCCAUUCUAAGGGUGAAAUUCAUCAAAAAAAUGUACUCUUUUGGUCAAACCGCCAAUUUGUUGAAAACAAAAGUUCUGACAAGUUUCAUCAUAACAUUUUUCGUAAUUUUAGGCAGCAAAAUUGUUUUCAGUGUUAAGCACUUUUAUUGGAGGCCCUUUUGGAGAUCGACUACUAUGUCAAGGGAAUUCAAGAUUUUACAAAAUGAAUCGUCGACUUUUAAAAUAUUUUUUUAUUAAAUAAGAUGUCUUCUAAGAAAUCAUAAAAAACACAUUUGACUGACUUGCAAGUGGUUAUAACCCUUCAGUAAAGGAAGUAAACAUAAAAAUAAAAAAAUGGCAGCCUUUUGAAGCGUUCGCUAUACUAAUUAUACAAAAAUUAAAAACUUCACAAAAAAUUCUUAAUAAUAUAAUUAAAACCUCGAAGCAUUAAAAGCACAUUGCAAUUUUCCAAAUUUAAGUAAAACUUUUAGCUAAUUUUAAAAAUGUUCUAAGCACAUAAAAAUAUCACAAAUUGUUUAAAAACAUUAAAAUCAAUAUUUGAUUAUUAUAUUUUAUUUUUCAAAAUUUGAAAAUCUUAAAACCACACAUUUCAAACUACUUGAAAAUAAAGCAACUAAAUUUAUACUAAUUUUGAAAGCAAAUGCUAAAGUCAAUUCUAAUACAUACUUAUUACUAUGCUAACUGAAACUAUAAAACAACACAAAAAUAUUAAAACUAUUUGGAACUCAGAUAUGAAAACACAAAGCACUAAUGUAUGUACUACUUACUAUAACGAUACUCAUUAUUCGAAAACUAUAUUAUGUAAAUUACAUUACAUUAUAUAUAAAUAAAAUAUAUAUAUACUUAAUCAUAUUUAGUGAAGAACUAAAUAAAAAAUAAGAUAUCUUUAAAAGCAAUAUUUUAAAUUUGACUAAUAUAUAUAGUGAAGAGAAAAACAUAAAAAUAUGUAUAUAAAAAAAUUAAAAAAAUUAUUAAAAAAUGCAAAUAAUUAAGGGGAAAUCAUAAAAAGAAAAAAUUAAAAAAAUAAUAAUAAAUUAAUUAAGAAAUAAAAAUUAAAAGAAAUAAAAAAAUUAAUACAAAAAUAUAAUAAGAAAAGUAUAAUGAAAUCUAAAAUAAACUAAAAUAACGAAGAAAAUGAAAAUAUAAACACAAAAACACCACUUCGUAGGCACACUGUGUCCUGCCGAAAAUGCAAUUAAAGCAACCAAGGCAAUUUUCUUUCAAUUAUAUUACAAUCGAAUAUAAAAAACCGGUGAAAAAGCAGUGAUUACAGUGUCAAUAAUGUUGUCAAAUUGCACAACAUAACAAACAAUAUACCGAACUUACAAAAAAUAAAAAUAAAAAUAUUUGCAAAGAAUUCAAAUUUAAUAAAAAAAAAAAUAUUAGAUUAAUUUGCAACUAAAAACAGUGCAUAUUAAUAUGGCGUGUGCUGUCGAAAAAAUAUAGAAACACAAUAACUUUUGUGGCAUAUGACAAGUGUGACGUCACUGUUGCACAUUUCAUGUGCAUGCAAAUAACAGUAAAGAAAAACAAAACACGACUUCAAUUAAAAUGUAAUAUAUUUACAUACAUACAUACGAUAUUUGAAAGCGCAACAGUUUAAUAGGAACAAAAUAAAUAACAGUAAAAUUAACUAUAUUAAAACUUAUAUACAUACAAUUUUAAGGUAAUAUAAACAAAGAGCAAACAACAACAACAACAUAUAUACUUAUAUAUAUAGUACAUAAAAAUGUAUUUUUCUUAUUUUUACUCAUUUAUUUAUUAACUAAUUUAGUUUUUUGAAAUAAAUAUAUUUUGUUGUUAAUAUAUUUACUAUACAAAUUACAGUGAAAUACCAAAGAAACAAACAGUGUGGCGUGAAAUUAUUCCGAAAUAAAAUUUUCUGCAAAAAUUUAA